This is a messenger RNA of Schistosoma intercalatum, 20299 nucleotides long. NCBI's taxonomy places the organism in Eukaryota, Metazoa, Platyhelminthes, Trematoda, Strigeidida, Schistosomatidae. The record is from the annotation of a GenBank genome assembly.
AUGUCUACUGAAUUGAAUCCAAUUGAUAUGAAACAAUCAUCACCAACAACUGAUGAAUCCAUGAAAGUAGAUCUAAUAAAAAUGGAUGAUAAUUUAAAAUCAAAUAUUACAUGUGAAUUAUAUGAUACAUUAAUAGAUCCAGAAUGUAAAAAAUCUAAAUUAUCUGAUAUUUGGGAAACAAGUCAUACACCUCCAUUAGAAUGUCAAGAAUAUGAUUCGUUAAAAGUUGAAAAAAAAGAUCUAUACAAAGAUAUUACUACCAAUGUAGAUGUUGUUGUUGAUGAUGAUGAUGAUGAUGGUGAUAAUUUGAAAAAAUUCCAUGAUACAGAAAAAACUGUAUCAUGUUAUAGACAUACAGAUGAUUAUGAAAUAUAUCAUUCUAGUAUUGAAAAAGAUAUUUGUACAGAAUUGGAUAAUCCUAUGUACAUACCAAUUAAAUUACCAUUGAGUAGUAAUUUAUAUGUUCCAGUAUAUUAUGUACAGUCGAGUGAAGAAACUUCACCUAAAUUAAAUAAACAUAAUUUGGAUUUUAAUGACUCAAAUAAUAUCCAUAAGGAUUUUAUUAAUAAUAAUAAUAAUAAUAUCAAAUCAAAGGUAAGUCAUAAAUAUCGAUUAAAUUCUCAUGAUAACCUAAGUAAACAAGAUGAAUCUCAACGACUAAUUAGUGAUUAUCAUAUAAAUAUUAAUAAUCAGGGAUAUGAAAAUUGUUUAUCAAAAUAUGAUACAACUAAGCCAGAAUCUAAUCCUUAUGAUUUAGAAAUAUGUAAUGUACAGACAGAAUUAAAUGAACCAUUAAUGAAAAUAAAAUAUUCAGAGAAAUCAAAAACUAGUAAAUUGUUAUUAAAACAAAAACUACAUUUUAUGAAGCCAAAAUUAAAAAUGAAUAUGAAUAAUAAAGAAAAUGAAAUUGUUAUACCGGAUAGUCAGGGAAAAAUGACUGAUGAAAGUCAUAGAAUUGAAAAAAGACAAAAAAUUGGUUGUUCACCAAAACUUAAAUUUAAAAAACAUGAAUAUCGAAAUAGAAAGGAAACAGAAAUUAUGCAACAAAAUGAUAAACCUGUUGAGGGAGUUAUCAGUGGAAAACAAUACAAAAUUCCUGAUCAAGAUUUAAAUAAUCAACUUAAUGAACAUGUAUCAAUUGAAACAUCAGCAACGGAAAACAAAAAUGUGACAAGAAAAAUGAAAAUGUUACAUCGAAAGAAAAAUGAAGUAAAAGAAAACGAAAAACAGAUUUCAAAAGGAGUACAAAACAAAGAAAGACGAAUAACGGACAAUAGAGCAACCAAAGAAAAAAGAACGGAAGAUGAAAAACAGAAGAAACAAAAUCAGAAGAUAGAAACCAAGAAGAGAAAACGAAUGAUAAACCCAUGCGUCAAAUUAAAUACGACAAAAGAAAAUCAGCAAAAACAAAUGAAGAAAACCACAGAAGAAAGAAAAUCGCAACCAGAUGUAAAAGUAAAAAAAGAAAAACCAGGAGAAGCAAUACAAAAAGAGAAAAAACAUAUCGGGAGAAAAGAGUUCCAUUGGUCACCUAAUCUCUCAUUGCCAAAGUUGAAAGUGCAUGGACCAGAUUUGUCUGGAAAACUUCAUGCAGAUGCACCUGAUGUGGAUGUGAAUGUGACUGGUCCAUCUGUGGAGAUGCCAUCUCUGAAAGCCAGUGGUCAUUUGCCUACUGUCGAUGUGUCCGUUCCCGAUGCAUCGUUGGGAGGUGAUCUAUCCGGUAAGCUCGAUUUGGAGGGUGUCGGUGUGGGAGUUGUGGACGCCGAUUUGAAUCUGCCAGACCUACAGAUCUCAGGAAAUGUGAGUGCACCGUCUGUCGAGGGAGACCUAUCCAUGCCAGAUGUUUCCGCCAAUCUGGACACAGAUGUGAAACUGCCCAGUGUGCAACUGACUGGUCCAGAUCUCCGUGUACAUGGUGAGAUGCCGGAUGUGGAUGUGGGUGCUAAGGUGGAUGUGCCGAAACCACAUAUUUCAAUCAAGACACCGAAAUUCGGGUUCGGUCUGGGCAAGAAGAAGACGAAAGUGAAGACUCCAAAGGCUGAUGUGAAAGUGGAGGGUGGAGCAGGUGGGGAUAUAGAUUUGGAUGCCGGUUUGGACGCUCACUUAGAUGGUAAAGCAAGAAAGGGAGGUAAGAAGUUCCAUUGGUCUCCUAAGUUCGGGUUGCCGAAGGGUGGUCUGAAGAUUGGUGGAGGUGCUGGUGUUGGAGUGCCGGACACCUCGGUGUCUGUCUCAGGUACGACUGGUGGUGUGGAUGUGUCUCUUCCGAAACCCGAAUUCGAUGUCUUCAUGGAGGUUCCCGACGUUGGUGUGUCCGCCUCUGUGCCCGAAAUCGAUGUAUCAGGUGGUGAGUUGGGACUGACUGGGAAGGUUUCUGCACCCGGUGUGGAUGUCAGUGUUCCGUCGAAGAAGAAGAAGUUCACCUUCGGUUGGGGCUCGAAAGACAAGAAGGCGAAGAAGGUGAAGUUGCCCACAGUGUCGGGAGACGUGGAUGCUAGUUUGGAUGUGGGUGGAAAGGUUGAUGUUCCCAGUGUGAAGGUUGAUGUGGACUCAGGUGAUCGAGUCAAAGGUAAGAAGUUCCACUGGUCUCCGAAUAUCUCAUUGCCAAAGUUGAAAGUGCAUGGACCAGAUUUGUCUGGAAAACUUCAUGCAGAUGCACCUGAUGUGGAUGUGAAUGUGACUGGUCCAUCUGUGGAGAUGCCAUCUCUGAAAGCCAGUGGUCAUUUGCCUACUGUCGAUGUGUCCGUUCCCGAUGCAUCGUUGGGAGGUGAUCUAUCCGAUGCACCUGAUGUGGAUGUGAAUGUGACUGGUCCAUCUGUGGAGAUGCCAUCUCUGAAAGCCAGUGGUCAUUUGCCUACUGUCGAUGUGUCCGUUCCCGAUGCAUCGUUGGGAGGUGAUCUAUCCGGUAAGCUCGAUUUGGAGGGUGUCGGUGUGGGAGUUGUGGACGCCGAUUUGAAUCUGCCAGACCUACAGAUCUCAGGAAAUGUGAGUGCACCGUCUGUCGAGGGAGACCUAUCCAUGCCAGAUGUUUCCGCCAAUCUGGACACAGAUGUGAAACUGCCCAGUGUGCAACUGACUGGUCCAGAUCUCCGUGUACAUGGUGAGAUGCCGGAUGUGGAUGUGGGUGCUAAGGUGGAUGUGCCGAAACCACAUAUUUCAAUCAAGACACCGAAAUUCGGGUUCGGUCUGGGCAAGAAGAAGACGAAAGUGAAGACUCCAAAGGCUGAUGUGAAAGUGGAGGGUGGAGCAGGUGGGGAUAUAGAUUUGGAUGCCGGUUUGGACGCUCACUUAGAUGGUAAAGCAAGAAAGGGAGAUGCACCUGAUGUGGAUGUGAAUGUGACUGGUCCAUCUGUGGAGAUGCCAUCUCUGAAAGCCAGUGGUCAUUUGCCUACUGUCGAUGUGUCCGUUCCCGAUGCAUCGUUGGGAGGUGAUCUAUCCGGUAAGCUCGAUUUGGAGGGUGUCGGUGUGGGAGUUGUGGACGCCGAUUUGAAUCUGCCAGACCUACAGAUCUCAGGAAAUGUGAGUGCACCGUCUGUCGAGGGAGACCUAUCCAUGCCAGAUGUUUCCGCCAAUCUGGACACAGAUGUGAAACUGCCCAGUGUGCAACUGACUGGUCCAGAUCUCCGUGUACAUGGUGAGAUGCCGGAUGUGGAUGUGGGUGCUAAGGUGGAUGUGCCGAAACCACAUAUUUCAAUCAAGACACCGAAAUUCGGGUUCGGUCUGGGCAAGAAGAAGACGAAAGUGAAGACUCCAAAGGCUGAUGUGAAAGUGGAGGGUGGAGCAGGUGGGGAUAUAGAUUUGGAUGCCGGUUUGGACGCUCACUUAGAUGGUAAAGCAAGAAAGGGAGGUAAGAAGUUCCAUUGGUCUCCUAAGUUCGGGUUGCCGAAGGGUGGUCUGAAGAUUGGUGGAGGUGCUGGUGUUGGAGUGCCGGACACCUCGGUGUCUGUCUCAGGUACGACUGGUGGUGUGGAUGUGUCUCUUCCGAAACCCGAACUCGAUGUCUCCAUGGAGGUUCCCGACGUUGGUGUGUCCGCCUCUGUGCCCGAAAUCGAUGUAUCAGGUGGUGAGUUGGGACUGACUGGGAAGGUUUCUGCACCCGGUGUGGAUGUCAGUGUUCCGUCGAAGAAGAAGAAGUUCACCUUCGGUUGGGGCUCGAAAGACAAGAAGGCGAAGAAGGUGAAGUUGCCCACAGUGUCGGGAGACGUGGAUGCUAGUUUGGAUGUGGGUGGAAAGGUUGAUGUUCCCAGUGUGAAGGUUGAUGUGGACUCAGGUGAUCGAGUCAAAGGUAAGAAGUUCCACUGGUCUCCGAAUAUCUCAUUGCCAAAGUUGAAAGUGCAUGGACCAGAUUUGUCUGGAAAACUUCAUGCAGAUGCACCUGAUGUGGAUGUGAAUGUGACUGGUCCAUCUGUGGAGAUGCCAUCUCUGAAAGCCAGUGGUCAUUUGCCUACUGUCGAUGUGUCCGUUCCCGAUGCAUCGUUGGGAGGUGAUCUAUCCGGUAAGCUCGAUUUGGAGGGUGUCGGUGUGGGAGUUGUGGACGCCGAUUUGAAUCUGCCAGACCUACAGAUCUCAGGAAAUGUGAGUGCACCGUCUGUCGAGGGAGACCUAUCCAUGCCAGAUGUUUCCGCCAAUCUGGACACAGAUGUGAAACUGCCCAGUGUGCAACUGACUGGUCCAGAUCUCCGUGUACAUGGUGAGAUGCCGGAUGUGGAUGUGGGUGCUAAGGUGGAUGUGCCGAAACCACAUAUUUCAAUCAAGACACCGAAAUUCGGGUUCGGUCUGGGCAAGAAGAAGACGAAAGUGAAGACUCCAAAGGCUGAUGUGAAAGUGGAGGGUGGAGCAGGUGGGGAUAUAGAUUUGGAUGCCGGUUUGGACGCUCACUUAGAUGGUAAAGCAAGAAAGGGAGGUAAGAAGUUCCAUUGGUCUCCUAAGUUCGGGUUGCCGAAGGGUGGUCUGAAGAUUGGUGGAGGUGCUGGUGUUGGAGUGCCGGACACCUCGGUGUCUGUCUCAGGUACGACUGGUGGUGUGGAUGUGUCUCUUCCGAAACCCGAACUCGAUGUCUCCAUGGAGGUUCCCGACGUUGGUGUGUCCGCCUCUGUGCCCGAAAUCGAUGUAUCAGGUGGUGAGUUGGGACUGACUGGGAAGGUUUCUGCACCCGGUGUGGAUGUCAGUGUUCCGUCGAAGAAGAAGAAGUUCACCUUCGGUUGGGGCUCGAAAGACAAGAAGGCGAAGAAGGUGAAGUUGCCCACAGUGUCGGGAGACGUGGAUGCUAGUUUGGAUGUGGGUGGAAAGGUUGAUGUUCCCAGUGUGAAGGUUGAUGUGGACUCAGGUGAUCGAGUCAAAGGUAAGAAGUUCCACUGGUCUCCGAAUAUCUCAUUGCCAAAGUUGAAAGUGCAUGGACCAGAUUUGUCUGGAAAACUUCAUGCAGAUGCACCUGAUGUGGAUGUGAAUGUGACUGGUCCAUCUGUGGAGAUGCCAUCUCUGAAAGCCAGUGGUCAUUUGCCUACUGUCGAUGUGUCCGUUCCCGAUGCAUCGUUGGGAGGUGAUCUAUCCGGUAAGCUCGAUUUGGAGGGUGUCGGUGUGGGAGUUGUGGACGCCGAUUUGAAUCUGCCAGACCUACAGAUCUCAGGAAAUGUGAGUGCACCGUCUGUCGAGGGAGACCUAUCCAUGCCAGAUGUUUCCGCCAAUCUGGACACAGAUGUGAAACUGCCCAGUGUGCAACUGACUGGUCCAGAUCUCCGUGUACAUGGUGAGAUGCCGGAUGUGGAUGUGGGUGCUAAGGUGGAUGUGCCGAAACCACAUAUUUCAAUCAAGACACCGAAAUUCGGGUUCGGUCUGGGCAAGAAGAAGACGAAAGUGAAGACUCCAAAGGCUGAUGUGAAAGUGGAGGGUGGAGCAGGUGGGGAUAUAGAUUUGGAUGCCGGUUUGGACGCUCACUUAGAUGGUAAAGCAAGAAAGGGAGGUAAGAAGUUCCAUUGGUCUCCUAAGUUCGGGUUGCCGAAGGGUGGUCUGAAGAUUGGUGGAGGUGCUGGUGUUGGAGUGCCGGACACCUCGGUGUCUGUCUCAGGUACGACUGGUGGUGUGGAUGUGUCUCUUCCGAAACCCGAACUCGAUGUCUCCAUGGAGGUUCCCGACGUUGGUGUGUCCGCCUCUGUGCCCGAAAUCGAUGUAUCAGGUGGUGAGUUGGGACUGACUGGGAAGGUUUCUGCACCCGGUGUGGAUGUCAGUGUUCCGUCGAAGAAGAAGAAGUUCACCUUCGGUUGGGGCUCGAAAGACAAGAAGGCGAAGAAGGUGAAGUUGCCCACAGUGUCGGGAGACGUGGAUGCUAGUUUGGAUGUGGGUGGAAAGGUUGAUGUUCCCAGUGUGAAGGUUGAUGUGGACUCAGGUGAUCGAGUCAAAGGUAAGAAGUUCCACUGGUCUCCGAAUAUCUCAUUGCCAAAGUUGAAAGUGCAUGGACCAGAUUUGUCUGGAAAACUUCAUGCAGAUGCACCUGAUGUGGAUGUGAAUGUGACUGGUCCAUCUGUGGAGAUGCCAUCUCUGAAAGCCAGUGGUCAUUUGCCUACUGUCGAUGUGUCCGUUCCCGAUGCAUCGUUGGGAGGUGAUCUAUCCGGUAAGCUCGAUUUGGAGGGUGUCGGUGUGGGAGUUGUGGACGCCGAUUUGAAUCUGCCAGACCUACAGAUCUCAGGAAAUGUGAGUGCACCGUCUGUCGAGGGAGACCUAUCCAUGCCAGAUGUUUCCGCCAAUCUGGACACAGAUGUGAAACUGCCCAGUGUGCAACUGACUGGUCCAGAUCUCCGUGUACAUGGUGAGAUGCUGGAUGUGGAUGUGGGUGCUAAGGUGGAUGUGCCGAAACCACAUAUUUCAAUCAAGACACCGAAAUUCGGGUUCGGUCUGGGCAAGAAGAAGACGAAAGUGAAGACUCCAAAGGCUGAUGUGAAAGUGGAGGGUGGAGCAGGUGGGGAUAUAGAUUUGGAUGCCGGUUUGGACGCUCACUUAGAUGGUAAAGCAAGAAAGGGAGAUGCACCUGAUGUGGAUGUGAAUGUGACUGGUCCAUCUGUGGAGAUGCCAUCUCUGAAAGCCAGUGGUCAUUUGCCUACUGUCGAUGUGUCCGUUCCCGAUGCAUCGUUGGGAGGUGAUCUAUCCGAUGCACCUGAUGUGGAUGUGAAUGUGACUGGUCCAUCUGUGGAGAUGCCAUCUCUGAAAGCCAGUGGUCAUUUGCCUACUGUCGAUGUGUCCGUUCCCGAUGCAUCGUUGGGAGGUGAUCUAUCCGGUAAGCUCGAUUUGGAGGGUGUCGGUGUGGGAGUUGUGGGACGCCGAUUUGAAUCUGCCAGACCUACAGAUCUCAGGAAAUAUGCACCUGAUGUGGAUGUGAAUGUGACUGGUCCAUCUGUGGAGAUGCCAUCUCUGAAAGCCAGUGGUCAUUUGCCUACUGUCGAUGUGUCCGUUCCCGAUGCAUCGUUGGGAGGUGAUCUAUCCGGUAAGCUCGAUUUGGAGGGUGUCGGUGUGGGAGUUGUGGACGCCGAUUUGAAUCUGCCAGACCUACAGAUCUCAGGAAAUGUGAGUGCACCGUCUGUCGAGGGAGACCUAUCCAUGCCAGAUGUUUCCGCCAAUCUGGACACAGAUGUGAAACUGCCCAGUGUGCAACUGACUGGUCCAGAUCUCCGUGUACAUGGUGAGAUGCCGGAUGUGGAUGUGGGUGCUAAGGUGGAUGUGCCGAAACCACAUAUUUCAAUCAAGACACCGAAAUUCGGGUUCGGUCUGGGCAAGAAGAAGACGAAAGUGAAGACUCCAAAGGCUGAUGUGAAAGUGGAGGGUGGAGCAGGUGGGGAUAUAGAUUUGGAUGCCGGUUUGGACGCUCACUUAGAUGGUAAAGCAAGAAAGGGAGGUAAGAAGUUCCAUUGGUCUCCUAAGUUCGGGUUGCCGAAGGGUGGUCUGAAGAUUGGUGGAGGUGCUGGUGUUGGAGUGCCGGACACCUCGGUGUCUGUCUCAGGUACGACUGGUGGUGUGGAUGUGUCUCUUCCGAAACCCGAACUCGAUGUCUCCAUGGAGGUUCCCGACGUUGGUGUGUCCGCCUCUGUGCCCGAAAUCGAUGUAUCAGGUGGUGAGUUGGGACUGACUGGGAAGGUUUCUGCACCCGGUGUGGAUGUCAGUGUUCCGUCGAAGAAGAAGAAGUUCACCUUCGGUUGGGGCUCGAAAGACAAGAAGGCGAAGAAGGUGAAGUUGCCCACAGUGUCGGGAGACGUGGAUGCUAGUUUGGAUGUGGGUGGAAAGGUUGAUGUUCCCAGUGUGAAGGUUGAUGUGGACUCAGGUGAUCGAGUCAAAGGUAAGAAGUUCCACUGGUCUCCGAAUAUCUCAUUGCCAAAGUUGAAAGUGCAUGGACCAGAUUUGUCUGGAAAACUUCAUGCAGAUGCACCUGAUGUGGAUGUGAAUGUGACUGGUCCAUCUGUGGAGAUGCCAUCUCUGAAAGCCAGUGGUCAUUUGCCUACUGUCGAUGUGUCCGUUCCCGAUGCAUCGUUGGGAGGUGAUCUAUCCGGUAAGCUCGAUUUGGAGGGUGUCGGUGUGGGAGUUGUGGACGCCGAUUUGAAUCUGCCAGACCUACAGAUCUCAGGAAAUGUGAGUGCACCGUCUGUCGAGGGAGACCUAUCCAUGCCAGAUGUUUCCGCCAAUCUGGACACAGAUGUGAAACUGCCCAGUGUGCAACUGACUGGUCCAGAUCUCCGUGUACAUGGUGAGAUGCCGGAUGUGGAUGUGGGUGCUAAGGUGGAUGUGCCGAAACCACAUAUUUCAAUCAAGACACCGAAAUUCGGGUUCGGUCUGGGCAAGAAGAAGACGAAAGUGAAGACUCCAAAGGCUGAUGUGAAAGUGGAGGGUGGAGCAGGUGGGGAUAUAGAUUUGGAUGCCGGUUUGGACGCUCACUUAGAUGGUAAAGCAAGAAAGGGAGGUAAGAAGUUCCAUUGGUCUCCUAAGUUCGGGUUGCCGAAGGGUGGUCUGAAGAUUGGUGGAGGUGCUGGUGUUGGAGUGCCGGACACCUCGGUGUCUGUCUCAGGUACGACUGGUGGUGUGGAUGUGUCUCUUCCGAAACCCGAACUCGAUGUCUCCAUGGAGGUUCCCGACGUUGGUGUGUCCGCCUCUGUGCCCGAAAUCGAUGUAUCAGGUGGUGAGUUGGGACUGACUGGGAAGGUUUCUGCACCCGGUGUGGAUGUCAGUGUUCCGUCGAAGAAGAAGAAGUUCACCUUCGGUUGGGGCUCGAAAGACAAGAAGGCGAAGAAGGUGAAGUUGCCCACAGUGUCGGGAGACGUGGAUGCUAGUUUGGAUGUGGGUGGAAAGGUUGAUGUUCCCAGUGUGAAGGUUGAUGUGGACUCAGGUGAUCGAGUCAAAGGUAAGAAGUUCCACUGGUCUCCGAAUAUCUCAUUGCCAAAGUUGAAAGUGCAUGGACCAGAUUUGUCUGGAAAACUUCAUGCAGAUGCACCUGAUGUGGAUGUGAAUGUGACUGGUCCAUCUGUGGAGAUGCCAUCUCUGAAAGCCAGUGGUCAUUUGCCUACUGUCGAUGUGUCCGUUCCCGAUGCAUCGUUGGGAGGUGAUCUAUCCGGUAAGCUCGAUUUGGAGGGUGUCGGUGUGGGAGUUGUGGACGCCGAUUUGAAUCUGCCAGACCUACAGAUCUCAGGAAAUGUGAGUGCACCGUCUGUCGAGGGAGACCUAUCCAUGCCAGAUGUUUCCGCCAAUCUGGACACAGAUGUGAAACUGCCCAGUGUGCAACUGACUGGUCCAGAUCUCCGUGUACAUGGUGAGAUGCCGGAUGUGGAUGUGGGUGCUAAGGUGGAUGUGCCGAAACCACAUAUUUCAAUCAAGACACCGAAAUUCGGGUUCGGUCUGGGCAAGAAGAAGACGAAAGUGAAGACUCCAAAGGCUGAUGUGAAAGUGGAGGGUGGAGCAGGUGGGGAUAUAGAUUUGGAUGCCGGUUUGGACGCUCACUUAGAUGGUAAAGCAAGAAAGGGAGGUAAGAAGUUCCAUUGGUCUCCUAAGUUCGGGUUGCCGAAGGGUGGUCUGAAGAUUGGUGGAGGUGCUGGUGUUGGAGUGCCGGACACCUCGGUGUCUGUCUCAGGUACGACUGGUGGUGUGGAUGUGUCUCUUCCGAAACCCGAACUCGAUGUCUCCAUGGAGGUUCCCGACGUUGGUGUGUCCGCCUCUGUGCCCGAAAUCGAUGUAUCAGGUGGUGAGUUGGGACUGACUGGGAAGGUUUCUGCACCCGGUGUGGAUGUCAGUGUUCCGUCGAAGAAGAAGAAGUUCACCUUCGGUUGGGGCUCGAAAGACAAGAAGGCGAAGAAGGUGAAGUUGCCCACAGUGUCGGGAGACGUGGAUGCUAGUUUGGAUGUGGGUGGAAAGGUUGAUGUUCCCAGUGUGAAGGUUGAUGUGGACUCAGGUGAUCGAGUCAAAGGUAAGAAGUUCCACUGGUCUCCGAAUAUCUCAUUGCCAAAGUUGAAAGUGCAUGGACCAGAUUUGUCUGGAAAACUUCAUGCAGAUGCACCUGAUGUGGAUGUGAAUGUGACUGGUCCAUCUGUGGAGAUGCCAUCUCUGAAAGCCAGUGGUCAUUUGCCUACUGUCGAUGUGUCCGUUCCCGAUGCAUCGUUGGGAGGUGAUCUAUCCGGUAAGCUCGAUUUGGAGGGUGUCGGUGUGGGAGUUGUGGACGCCGAUUUGAAUCUGCCAGACCUACAGAUCUCAGGAAAUGUGAGUGCACCGUCUGUCGAGGGAGACCUAUCCAUGCCAGAUGUUUCCGCCAAUCUGGACACAGAUGUGAAACUGCCCAGUGUGCAACUGACUGGUCCAGAUCUCCGUGUACAUGGUGAGAUGCCGGAUGUGGAUGUGGGUGCUAAGGUGGAUGUGCCGAAACCACAUAUUUCAAUCAAGACACCGAAAUUCGGGUUCGGUCUGGGCAAGAAGAAGACGAAAGUGAAGACUCCAAAGGCUGAUGUGAAAGUGGAGGGUGGAGCAGGUGGGGAUAUAGAUUUGGAUGCCGGUUUGGACGCUCACUUAGAUGGUAAAGCAAGAAAGGGAGGUAAGAAGUUCCAUUGGUCUCCUAAGUUCGGGUUGCCGAAGGGUGGUCUGAAGAUUGGUGGAGGUGCUGGUGUUGGAGUGCCGGACACCUCGGUGUCUGUCUCAGGUACGACUGGUGGUGUGGAUGUGUCUCUUCCGAAACCCGAACUCGAUGUCUCCAUGGAGGUUCCCGACGUUGGUGUGUCCGCCUCUGUGCCCGAAAUCGAUGUAUCAGGUGGUGAGUUGGGACUGACUGGGAAGGUUUCUGCACCCGGUGUGGAUGUCAGUGUUCCGUCGAAGAAGAAGAAGUUCACCUUCGGUUGGGGCUCGAAAGACAAGAAGGCGAAGAAGGUGAAGUUGCCCACAGUGUCGGGAGACGUGGAUGCUAGUUUGGAUGUGGGUGGAAAGGUUGAUGUUCCCAGUGUGAAGGUUGAUGUGGACUCAGGUGAUCGAGUCAAAGGUAAGAAGUUCCACUGGUCUCCGAAUAUCUCAUUGCCAAAGUUGAAAGUGCAUGGACCAGAUUUGUCUGGAAAACUUCAUGCAGAUGCACCUGAUGUGGAUGUGAAUGUGACUGGUCCAUCUGUGGAGAUGCCAUCUCUGAAAGCCAGUGGUCAUUUGCCUACUGUCGAUGUGUCCGUUCCCGAUGCAUCGUUGGGAGGUGAUCUAUCCGGUAAGCUCGAUUUGGAGGGUGUCGGUGUGGGAGUUGUGGACGCCGAUUUGAAUCUGCCAGACCUACAGAUCUCAGGAAAUGUGAGUGCACCGUCUGUCGAGGGAGACCUAUCCAUGCCAGAUGUUUCCGCCAAUCUGGACACAGAUGUGAAACUGCCCAGUGUGCAACUGACUGGUCCAGAUCUCCGUGUACAUGGUGAGAUGCCGGAUGUGGAUGUGGGUGCUAAGGUGGAUGUGCCGAAACCACAUAUUUCAAUCAAGACACCGAAAUUCGGGUUCGGUCUGGGCAAGAAGAAGACGAAAGUGAAGACUCCAAAGGCUGAUGUGAAAGUGGAGGGUGGAGCAGGUGGGGAUAUAGAUUUGGAUGCCGGUUUGGACGCUCAGUUAGAUGGUAAAGCAAGAAAGGGAGGUAAGAAGUUCCAUUGGUCUCCUAAGUUCGGGUUGCCGAAGGGUGGUCUGAAGAUUGGUGGAGGUGCUGGUGUUGGAGUGCCGGACACCUCGGUGUCUGUCUCAGGUACGACUGGUGGUGUGGAUGUGUCUCUUCCGAAACCCGAACUCGAUGUCUCCAUGGAGGUUCCCGACGUUGGUGUGUCCGCCUCUGUGCCCGAAAUCGAUGUAUCAGGUGGUGAGUUGGGACUGACUGGGAAGGUUUCUGCACCCGGUGUGGAUGUCAGUGUUCCGUCGAAGAAGAAGAAGUUCACCUUCGGUUGGGGCUCGAAAGACAAGAAGGCGAAGAAGGUGAAGUUGCCCACAGUGUCGGGAGACGUGGAUGCUAGUUUGGAUGUGGGUGGAAAGGUUGAUGUUCCCAGUGUGAAGGUUGAUGUGGACUCAGGUGAUCGAGUCAAAGGUAAGAAGUUCCACUGGUCUCCGAAUAUCUCAUUGCCAAAGUUGAAAGUGCAUGGACCAGAUUUGUCUGGAAAACUUCAUGCAGAUGCACCUGAUGUGGAUGUGAAUGUGACUGGUCCAUCUGUGGAGAUGCCAUCUCUGAAAGCCAGUGGUCAUUUGCCUACUGUCGAUGUGUCCGUUCCCGAUGCAUCGUUGGGAGGUGAUCUAUCCGGUAAGCUCGAUUUGGAGGGUGUCGGUGUGGGAGUUGUGGACGCCGAUUUGAAUCUGCCAGACCUACAGAUCUCAGGAAAUGUGAGUGCACCGUCUGUCGAGGGAGACCUAUCCAUGCCAGAUGUUUCCGCCAAUCUGGACACAGAUGUGAAACUGCCCAGUGUGCAACUGACUGGUCCAGAUCUCCGUGUACAUGGUGAGAUGCCGGAUGUGGAUGUGGGUGCUAAGGUGGAUGUGCCGAAACCACAUAUUUCAAUCAAGACACCGAAAUUCGGGUUCGGUCUGGGCAAGAAGAAGACGAAAGUGAAGACUCCAAAGGCUGAUGUGAAAGUGGAGGGUGGAGCAGGUGGGGAUAUAGAUUUGGAUGCCGGUUUGGACGCUCACUUAGAUGGUAAAGCAAGAAAGGGAGGUAAGAAGUUCCAUUGGUCUCCUAAGUUCGGGUUGCCGAAGGGUGGUCUGAAGAUUGGUGGAGGUGCUGGUGUUGGAGUGCCGGACACCUCGGUGUCUGUCUCAGGUACGACUGGUGGUGUGGAUGUGUCUCUUCCGAAACCCGAACUCGAUGUCUCCAUGGAGGUUCCCGACGUUGGUGUGUCCGCCUCUGUGCCCGAAAUCGAUGUAUCAGGUGGUGAGUUGGGACUGACUGGGAAGGUUUCUGCACCCGGUGUGGAUGUCAGUGUUCCGUCGAAGAAGAAGAAGUUCACCUUCGGUUGGGGCUCGAAAGACAAGAAGGCGAAGAAGGUGAAGUUGCCCACAGUGUCGGGAGACGUGGAUGCUAGUUUGGAUGUGGGUGGAAAGGUUGAUGUUCCCAGUGUGAAGGUUGAUGUGGACUCAGGUGAUCGAGUCAAAGGUAAGAAGUUCCACUGGUCUCCGAAUAUCUCAUUGCCAAAGUUGAAAGUGCAUGGACCAGAUUUGUCUGGAAAACUUCAUGCAGAUGCACCUGAUGUGGAUGUGAAUGUGACUGGUCCAUCUGUGGAGAUGCCAUCUCUGAAAGCCAGUGGUCAUUUGCCUACUGUCGAUGUGUCCGUUCCCGAUGCAUCGUUGGGAGGUGAUCUAUCCGGUAAGCUCGAUUUGGAGGGUGUCGGUGUGGGAGUUGUGGACGCCGAUUUGAAUCUGCCAGACCUACAGAUCUCAGGAAAUGUGAGUGCACCGUCUGUCGAGGGAGACCUAUCCAUGCCAGAUGUUUCCGCCAAUCUGGACACAGAUGUGAAACUGCCCAGUGUGCAACUGACUGGUCCAGAUCUCCGUGUACAUGGUGAGAUGCCGGAUGUGGAUGUGGGUGCUAAGGUGGAUGUGCCGAAACCACAUAUUUCAAUCAAGACACCGAAAUUCGGGUUCGGUCUGGGCAAGAAGAAGACGAAAGUGAAGACUCCAAAGGCUGAUGUGAAAGUGGAGGGUGGGGCAGGUGGGGAUAUAGAUUUGGAUGCCGGUUUGGACGCUCACUUAGAUGGUAAAGCAAGAAAGGGAGGUAAGAAGUUCCAUUGGUCUCCUAAGUUCGGGUUGCCGAAGGGUGGUCUGAAGAUUGGUGGAGGUGCUGGUGUUGGAGUGCCGGACACCUCGGUGUCUGUCUCAGGUACGACUGGUGGUGUGGAUGUGUCUCUUCCGAAACCCGAACUCGAUGUCUCCAUGGAGGUUCCCGACGUUGGUGUGUCCGCCUCUGUGCCCGAAAUCGAUGUAUCAGGUGGUGAGUUGGGACUGACUGGGAAGGUUUCUGCACCCGGUGUGGAUGUCAGUGUUCCGUCGAAGAAGAAGAAGUUCACCUUCGGUUGGGGCUCGAAAGACAAGAAGGCGAAGAAGGUGAAGUUGCCCACAGUGUCGGGAGACGUGGAUGCUAGUUUGGAUGUGGGUGGAAAGGUUGAUGUUCCCAGUGUGAAGGUUGAUGUGGACUCAGGUGAUCGAGUCAAAGGUAAGAAGUUCCACUGGUCUCCGAAUAUCUCAUUGCCAAAGUUGAAAGUGCAUGGACCAGAUUUGUCUGGAAAACUUCAUGCAGAUGCACCUGAUGUGGAUGUGAAUGUGACUGGUCCAUCUGUGGAGAUGCCAUCUCUGAAAGCCAGUGGUCAUUUGCCUACUGUCGAUGUGUCCGUUCCCGAUGCAUCGUUGGGAGGUGAUCUAUCCGGUAAGCUCGAUUUGGAGGGUGUCGGUGUGGGAGUUGUGGACGCCGAUUUGAAUCUGCCAGACCUACAGAUCUCAGGAAAUGUGAGUGCACCGUCUGUCGAGGGAGACCUAUCCAUGCCAGAUGUUUCCGCCAAUCUGGACACAGAUGUGAAACUGCCCAGUGUGCAACUGACUGGUCCAGAUCUCCGUGUACAUGGUGAGAUGCCGGAUGUGGAUGUGGGUGCUAAGGUGGAUGUGCCGAAACCACAUAUUUCAAUCAAGACACCGAAAUUCGGGUUCGGUCUGGGCAAGAAGAAGACGAAAGUGAAGACUCCAAAGGCUGAUGUGAAAGUGGAGGGUGGAGCAGGUGGGGAUAUAGAUUUGGAUGCCGGUUUGGACGCUCACUUAGAUGGUAAAGCAAGAAAGGGAGGUAAGAAGUUCCAUUGGUCUCCUAAGUUCGGGUUGCCGAAGGGUGGUCUGAAGAUUGGUGGAGGUGCUGGUGUUGGAGUGCCGGACACCUCGGUGUCUGUCUCAGGUACGACUGGUGGUGUGGAUGUGUCUCUUCCGAAACCCGAACUCGAUGUCUCCAUGGAGGUUCCCGACGUUGGUGUGUCCGCCUCUGUGCCCGAAAUCGAUGUAUCAGGUGGUGAGUUGGGACUGACUGGGAAGGUUUCUGCACCCGGUGUGGAUGUCAGUGUUCCGUCGAAGAAGAAGAAGUUCACCUUCGGUUGGGGCUCGAAAGACAAGAAGGCGAAGAAGGUGAAGUUGCCCACAGUGUCGGGAGACGUGGAUGCUAGUUUGGAUGUGGGUGGAAAGGUUGAUGUUCCCAGUGUGAAGGUUGAUGUGGACUCAGGUGAUCGAGUCAAAGGUAAGAAGUUCCACUGGUCUCCGAAUAUCUCAUUGCCAAAGUUGAAAGUGCAUGGACCAGAUUUGUCUGGAAAACUUCAUGCAGAUGCACCUCUUCCUAAUAUUCAUUUAAUAGACUCUGUACCUAAUGUUCUUUCUUCUUCUAGUGUUUCUUCUUCUGUUCCUUGUGUUGAUGUUUCCCCUGGUUACGUUCUUCCUGAUUCUUGCUUAUCUCCCGAAUUCGUGCAAUCUUAUGUGCGUGAUUCUGUUGUUAUUGUUUCUGAUUCUGGCAUUAUUUCCCCUGUGGUUAAUUUCAGUCCUGCUGUCGUUUCUUCGCCUUCACCUUCUGAUCCAUUCGAAUCUGUUGAUUUCCUUCCUGUCGUUGAGGAACCUGUUAUUUCACCAUUUUCCUCACCUGAAUUUUGUGAAUCCAGUACUCUUCCUUCUCGAAUUUCUCCUCGAAAUGCUUUUCAGGAUAUAGAUGAGAGCUUUUCAUCUCCUGUUGAUUCUGGUUUUAAUGGUGACAUUUCUAAUGAUGAGGCUGAAAUUGAUGAAAUUUUUAUUGUUCCCAUUCAAACCGAUCGUGUCCUACCGAAAGAGCAAUAUUUUACAGAAUCACAGGACAUUGUAGGUGCUGAAGCUGAAGAAGAAUCGUAUUCUCCAACUCAGAAUUUGAAUGCAUCAAAUGGGAUAAAAUCUGAUGAAAUUAAAUUACACAGUCCAUUUCAUAUUUUGAAAUCAAAAAAACAUGAUAAAGAUUCUGCUCAUCGAGUGAAAGUCAUCGAUGCCAACGACCAAAUCUCAACAAAUACUGAAAAACUUAAUGUUAAUAAUACUCUUUAUAGCAUCCCUGAUGGUUCAGGACGUAUUACAGUUGACAGCAAGUCUAAGAAAAAGGUGAAAUCUCAUCAUAAGAAACCACACAUAUUCGGUGGUCAAAUAUCGACUGAUGAAAUUAUUUCAGAUACUCCCAUGAAGCUGGAUCAUCAUGGAGACUACCACGACCUAAUAGGAGUAUCUGUUUCUGGUCAUAAUGCUGAUCUUGCUUUAACUCCUCGGCGUUCUCCUAGUAAACUCAGAGAUCCCUCUAUUCGGAAAACGUGGCAUGGUGCAAGAGAACCCUAUUCUGACUUUGUAGGAAGUCUCAAUUCAGACCAAGAUGAAUACACUUUAACCGAAGAUGUUUCGGUUAGUUAUCUACAACCAAGGUCAACCACAAAAUCUUCAAAUAACAAUUCAUUAAACGCUUCUGACUUUCUUCGACGUAGUAUAGGAAAUUCAACAAAACGCCGCCCUUGGAGCACUUUAGAAUAUCCACCACCUGGGUGUCAUUUUGUAGACGAUGAUUACAUGUUUCCAGAUGCUUUAACACCGACUAAAAUUCCAAGUUUUCGAGCAAGCAAGGAAAUAGUUUAUGAUGUUCCAUAUAUCGACGAUAAAGCCAUUCCACGUUAUGAACCUGAAUGGCCUAUAGGUGAAUCAAGAAGAACUUUGAUAUCUCAACUCUCGCAGAAUAGUGGCAGUAUUGUUCGAAUGACAGCUGAGGAAGAAAGCAGUCUUAUAUCACUUGAUACUAAACUCUCCGAUCAUCAGAAUAUAUCCAAAAGAAUAAGUCGAUUUACAUCACAUCUAUUGAAAGGUAACAAAUCUUCAUUGGAACAAGAUGAUGAUGUUUCAAAAUCUCGAUCGAAAAGUUUAACUCGAUUAAAAACAUGGUGGUCUAAACGUGGUUCACCGCAUAAAUGAAACUUGACAUCUUAUAACAGUAAUAAUGUUAUUAAUCCAUUUAUUUCCAAUUCACUUUUGUUCUAAAAAGACAACCAGAAAUUGUAUUGAUCGAAAUUUACACACAAAAAUGUUUUCCCAAUUUUUCAACUUUAUGUCUCCUCAACUAAUCACCUACUAUUAAUUUGCUGCAUUAUUCUAUCAGAAUAACCAUCGAUUCAGCAUCUACAAUAAUAAUGAUAAUUAUUAUCUAAGUAUAUUUCGUUUGCAUGGAGUCCUAAAUGGCUUGAAAUUCAACUAUUAAUUAUUUAAUAGCUCUACCCAACUCCACUUUCAACUUCUGUUAUUGAAGUUAUCUUAUCUUUUAUUCAUCAACCCAGUUAUUACUAAUCAAAUUAAUUGAAUUCAUCUGUUAUACAAGAAUGCCAUAAUGAUGAUGAUGACGAUGAAAUAUAUUAUCUGGAACAGUGUCCUAUAUUAAUCUAAUCCCUAUAUCCAAAACCUGACCCCCACCUCAUCCCACCCCCAUUCUUGAUCUUUGGAAAAUAAUCACCGUUAAAUGUAUUUGUGUGUGUGUGUGUAUAUAAUAUGUGAGUCUAUAUUGAGAGAGAGAGAAAAAGUUUGAAAAUGACAAGGGAAGUAACUAAUGUUUCAAACCAUCCUGAAUAUAUAUAUAUAUACAUACAUAUAUAUUAACUUUCGAAUUUCUCUUUACAAACUUAUUGUUGUUCUUAAUUAUUUGUUAAUUAUUGUCAACCUAAUUUUAUUGCUUUGAGAAAUAAUAUGCACAUAGUGAUUUUUUUUUUAAAAUUUGAAUAAAACUUCUCAAUAAACCUAAAAAACAAUCAGUAUCUUUUUGAAAGUAACCAUGGAAACAAAACAAAUUUCUUUUUCGUCAGUUAACCAACUAACUAAUUGUUAUUAUUACUACUACCAAUCUUGAAGAGAUAGUAUCCAUAUAUAUAUACAUAUACAUAAGUAUAUGUUUCAAUGUACAUGUAUAGAAACAAGAAAAUCAUUGUAUUUGAUUAGAAAGAACACAAAAUUAAUUUUAUUGAUCAGGUUUGGUUUGAACGUUUCGUUAAGCAAUAAUGUAUUGCUUGAAAUAUUCUUUUCUAUUUACGAAUAAACAAACAAAAAAGAAGCGAUGAUUUCCACUAUUCGAAACUUAUUCAACAAAUAAGUCUGCUUGAAUGAUCAACUAUAAUAAUAAUAAACACUGUAGAAUCUAUCACUGAGCUCAAUACAAAAUAAAGAAUCUAUUGAGAUUUUUGUUAAAUUCUUUCUUAUUAUUGAGCAGAUGUAUGCACACACACACACACACACACACCUCUACACUAAUUGCAUCUCACUAUAAGCUUUCUUUAUGUAAAAAAAAAGCCAAUAGGUGAGAAUAUGAAUUUUUUAUUGGUGAUGAUGAAAAUGACAAUGAUGAACCACUUCCUCAUCAUCUGAUCACGUUGAAUCUUUUGUAUUUGUUGUCUUGCCUUACCAAUAAUUUUGUAUUCAUCCCACCCCAAUUUUCCAUUUGUGUUUUUUUAUCCUCAAAAACUUGCCUUGUCUUUUAAAUCUAGAAAAAAAUAUAUAUUUAUCAUAUCUUUGUUGCUAAAUAAAAUGCUUUUACAGUACACAUUGUUAUUAUUAUUAUUAUCGCCAAUGCUACCAUCAUGUGGAGAAUCCCAACAACGGAAGAUUCUGUUAAAUGUUCAAAAGCUUUAGUUAGAUAUUUUUUUUAUAAAUCACUAUGGAAACCGAUAUUCUUUGCCAACUGUAGAAUUUCGUCUCAAAAUGAAUUGAAAAACAGAAUUACUAUAAUUACUAUUAUUAUCUGUUUUGAAACAAACGAGAGAAGAACAAAAAAGAACAAUACAAUAUUCAAUCUCUUACAAUGUUUGUUUAGAAUCUGUUUUGUUUUUGUGUUGUCCUUUAUUUAUAUUACACUUUCUUUUGGAGCUUUUUUGUUUGUAUUGUAACCUCAGAGAUAUCUAACAACUGCUAAUGCGACCAUUAUCUGUUGAUGUUUAUAUCAUAUCCCAAAACUAAACAAUAUGGCUCUCUCUCUAUAUAUAUAUGUCUGUUUAUCAACGUGUAAUUUAUGAAAUGAGCACUAUCAAAUGUCUAGAUAUUAUUAGUGUUGUAUACAUGUGCCUAUUUGUAUAACUGUCUCUUUCUCUCUGCCCACUUACCCUGACUCUUAAUAUGUAUAAAUAUGAAAACUAACGUGGCAUUUUUGUGAAUUUUAAUUAAGUUCAUAUUACUUAUGUCAAUUAUUUGUCUUCCUACCAAUGGACCUCAUUGUUAUGUUACCAGUAAUAAAUCAAUCUGGGAGGAAAUUUGAAAGAAAAAUAAACUAAUUUGUUCCACACUUACACAAAUACACACACAUACAAACAAGAAAAAAUAUAUAUAUAUAUGCUUACAGUUUCAUAUAAUAUACAAGUCAAAAUUGAAUAAAUGGAUGAAUCAAUGAACUCAAAUGAUGUAAUCUCCUCCCAUAUAUAUUUCAUUUGCAUAUUUGCUUACAAUGUUAUUAUUUAUACUUAAAAUUCUUUUCAUUUUGAGAAAUAUUUUCUUGUUACCAUUAUUUUCUAUAAUACUCUUUUUUUUAUUAUUAUUUCAAAGUAUAUUGUAUACGAUUAAAAUAAUGAAGCAAAACGCAGUCAUCAUCAUCAUCAUCAUCAUCACCAUAGUGACUAGUAAUACAACCCUUGGAUAAAUUGUUAAUCAUAAUGAUGACACAGCGGCAAUGACAUAAACUCAACUCAAAUAAAUAAAUAAAUAAACAAAUAUGAAUAUCCCUCCUAUUUGUGAUUCAAUUAGUCAUGUGAAUUUUGAUUGUUCACAAUUGUUAUUAUUACUAUUAUUAUUAUUAUUAUUAUUAUUGUUA